CACGCAAUCUGGGAUAUAUAAACCAUUGGCUUUACAGUGAAGUUGGCUUUGUUGUUCAUGGUGCCAGAACUGCUGCUGAAAAAGACAGCUGCUGUGAACAAAAACACAGAGCUCUGCACUGCAGAGAAAUGUGCCUCCUCCCCCUGGAGAGCACGCUUUAACCCUAGCGGUGCUCUGAGUGCUGCUUUGGAGGAGAACAGCAGAGGGCUCCUCAGGCAGUGCUCCCCGUGCACCCCUGUACUUUGGGGAGCAGCUGGGGACAUGCACACUGCUGGCCUUCCCGGAGCUCUGCCUCUAACAUUUCCUUUCUUUUUUUCCAGCGUGUUGCACACUUAGGAGCCGUGCCCUACUCGAGGAGGCUUUACGCUAGUGUUGUCACACCUUGACCAUGAACGGGUACCUGAAUGAAUCCAAUUUCGUGAUGGUGGAGGAGGGCUUCACCAGCAGGGACCUCCUGGAGAGCAGCCUGGUGGAGCUGUGCCAGGCGGGUGACCAGCAAGCCUUCUUCGUGGCAGACCUCGGGGACAUUGUGAGGAAACACCUGCGCUUCCUGAAGGCUUUGCCCCGUGUGAAGCCCUACUUCCCUGUGAAGUGCAACAGCAGCGGGGGGGUGAUACGGCUGCUGGCUGAGCUGGGGGCAGGCUUUGCCUGUGCCAACAAGACAGAGAUAGCAGAAGUUCAAAGCAUUGGGGUCCCAGCUGACAAGAUUUUCUACAGCAGCCCUUGCAAGCAGGUUUCCCACAUCAAAUAUGCAGCCAGCCAUGGUGUGCAGCUGAUGACCUUCGACAACGAGGUGGAGCUGGGCAAGGUGGCCCGGAGCCACCCGCAAGCCAGGAUGCUUUUGGGUAUUGCUGCUGACCCCAGCCCUUCUGCCCAUCCAAGCAUGAUGUUUGGGGCCACGCUCAAGUCCUGCCGACGCCUGCUAGAGUCAGCAAAGGAACAAGAUGUGGAGGUUAUUGGCAUCAGCUUUCACCUUGGGAGCCACAGCCUGGAGCCCCAGGCUUUUGCCCAGGCUGUCGCAGAGGCACAGCUGGCAUUUGACAUGGGCACAGAGCUGGGCUAUCAAAUGCGCCUCUUGGACAUCGGAGGGGGAUUUCCUGGCACCGAGGACACCAGAGCCCAGUUUGAGGAGAUUUCUGCUGUGAUAAACUCUGCACUGGACAUGUAUUUCCCGGAAGGCUGUGGGGUGGAGAUUGUUGCCACACCGGGGCGAUACUAUGUCACCUCAGCCUUCACCUUUGCAGCCAGCAUUGCUGGCAAGGAAGAGGUUCCCAUGGAGCAGCCAGGCUCUGAUGGGGAAGAGUCUGGAAGUAAGAGGAGCCUUGCCUAUCACCUCAGCGAUGGCAUCUACAGUACCUUCAGCUGUGUCCUGUUUGACAGUCCCUGCCCCAAGCCUCUGCUGCACAAGAAGCCCUGCCCAGAGCACCCCUUGUGCAGCAGCAGCCUCAGGGGUCCUCUGGGGCAUGCAGAGGACCAGAUUACCAAUGAUGUGGAGCUGCCUGAGCUGCAGGAUGGGGACUGGCUGAUUUUCCAGGACAUGGGUGCCUACACCAUCACAUCUUCAUCCCUGUGCGGUGGGUGUCCCCGGCCACACAUCACCUAUGCCAUGUCCCGCCUGGCCUGGAAGGCCCUUCAGCUCCUCCAGGCGAAGCCACCGCCAGCAGAAGAUGACCAUGAGAGCGCCUGCACGCCACUGUCAUGCGGCUGGGAGAUGGUGGAGUCCCUCUGCGUCCCCCCGGUCUUCACCCCAGCCAGCAUCAUCUGAGCAGGGAAGGCCCACGCCAGCACUCUGCACCCACGGGGCUGCAGGCAGAGCUCAGCACGGCACAGUCCUGCUCCUCCUGCUUGUACGGUGCUGCGUGUGCUCAGCGGGUUUGGGUGCUUUCAUAGGAGUUAUGGUAAUAAAUGGGUGUUGAGCCUGGCUCGGGUUUUGCCAUGAGGACCCCCCUGGCGCUCCCUCCCUUCCCUGUGCCUGAGGUGGCGGAAGAUCUGGCUCAGAUGAGCAGUUGGCUGCAUAAUGAGGCCAUGCUCAUUAGGGAUGCCAAAGCUGUUGUCCCAGCCUUGGAGGUGCCCCGGGGCAUGGGGGGAUGUGAGGACAGCAGGUGGGUUCUGGGAUGUGGGUGCUGCUAGGGGGUGGCUGAGGCUCACUGGGAGCCUUAAUGACCCUCCUGCCCUAAUGAGCUCUUCUGCGCGUGGUGCCACAUUGUCCCAGUGCUGCGGCGGGAGGCCGUAACAGCCUGGAACACUGUGAGAGCCUGAAAGCCAGAGGCUGGGGACACAGGGAGCACUGGAAGACACUGGGGGAAGUGCUGGGAGCAGUGGGGGACCCUGCGACACACCGGAAGCACCGCAGACACGGGGAGCACCGCAGACACUGCGGGACAAUGGGACUCGGGGCGCGGCCGCCCGGAGGGUGCCGCAGAGGCCUGCAGGGGGCGCUGGGGCGCGGCGGACUGUUUCCCCUCCUUGUCGACAGGGGGCGC
Messenger RNA from Phasianus colchicus (ring-necked pheasant), 2483 nucleotides. RefSeq names its product antizyme inhibitor 2 (gene AZIN2). Gene Ontology annotation, molecular function: catalytic activity. Gene Ontology annotation, cellular component: cytoplasm. The record is from RefSeq and is a predicted model, not a curated record. Lineage: Eukaryota; Metazoa; Chordata; Aves; Galliformes; Phasianidae.